AUGCUCUUAUUCAUUUGUUUCCUGUUUUUUUCAACGACUUUGAGUGAAACGCCUGGUAAUCCUCGUGCAAGAUGCUUUCUUCCAGGAGAUUCCGGUGAUUGUGGUGCCAACAUCACCCACUUCUACUACAACAAAGAACGGCAAUUGUGUCUGAAAUUGUUCUACACUGGUUGUGGAGGAAAUGCGAACAAUUUCGAUGAAUUGCACGAUUGCAUCACUUUGUGCCAUGGAGCAGAAAUGACUCUGGGCAGUGAACCGCCAACAACUUUCCCUUCAACCAUCGAUGCAUCAACCAAUCCACCAAUGGAACUGUCGACCAAUUCAAGUGUUCAAACGACAUCAUCCUCACCGCAAACUACUGUAAAAAGCAAGAAA
Mesorhabditis belari is the source of this 375-nucleotide messenger RNA. Lineage: Eukaryota; Metazoa; Nematoda; Chromadorea; Rhabditida; Rhabditidae. The record is from the annotation of a GenBank genome assembly.